AUGCAUAUAUUACGAUCACUGCUGGGUUUGUUCUUUGUUUACAUAGCAUCCGUGGCCGGCGAGCUCAACCUCCUCACCUUCGCCGAUGGAGGAAAAGGCCAGGUGUUAGGCAGCACUUUUGGCGCGCCAGGCACGAAUGCGACCUUCGAUUACGUGAUUGUAGGUGGAGGAACCGCGGGCCUUACGAUCGCGACCAGACUGGCAGAGAAUCCUGCCGUCACCGUCGCUGUCAUUGAGGCUGGAGGCUUCUAUGAAGUCGAUAAUGGCAAUCGAAGCGUGGUCCCUGGAUAUUCGAAUUUCUACACUGGCGCUGAUCCGAACAAUUAUCAGCCUUUGAUAGAUUGGGGCAUGGUCACAGAGCCGCAGCAGGGUGCUGCGCAACGCAGGGUUCAUUACGCCAGAGGAAAGACACUUGGAGGCUCGUCUGCACGCAACUACAUGAUUUACCACAGACCAACCAAAGGCUCGCUGCAAAAGUGGGCAGACGAGGUAGGCGAUGAGGACUACCUUUGGGAUAACUUCCUGCCGUAUUACAAGAAAUCUUGUAAUUACACCACCUUCAACAAAGCACUCUACAACGCAACCAUAAGUCAAGACACGACUGCAUUCGAUCCUCAAGGCGGACCGCUCCAAGUCUCAUUCAGCAACUACGCCGACGCUUUCGGCUCCUGGGCCCAGAAAGGUUUCACAGGCGUCGGCAUGGCCCUCCAAGACGGCCUCCAAAGCGGCAUUCUCAACGGCUCAGCCUUCUCCACUCUCACAAUCGACCCGCGCAACGGCUACCGCUCCUCCUCCGAGUCCAGCUUCCUGCAAGCAGCGCUCCAGAACGGCACAUCUCCCACAAUCUACAAGAACUCGCUCGCCACACGCCUCCUCUUCUCCUCUAACCACACCGCCACCGGCGUCACCGUAACGACAGCCGGACCCUAUGGCAUCGCACCCGUCAACUUUACCCUCUCUGCCCGCAAAGAAGUCAUACUCUCCUCCGGCGUCUUCCAAUCCCCGCAACUCCUCAUGGUCUCCGGCAUUGGCCCCGCCUCCACCCUGCGCGCCCACUCCAUCCCCGUCCUCAAAGACGUUCCCGGCGUCGGCCAAAACAUGUGGGACCACGUCCUCUUCGGCAUCUCGCAUCGCGUGAACGUUCUCACCGGCUCCGCGGGCCUCAACUCCCCCACCGUCGCCGCAAAGUUAGCCGAGCAAUUCAAGACCAACGGCUCUGGCCCCCUCUCAGCUUUCGGCGCAGGAUUCUAUGGCUGGGAAGCCUUGCCUGAACCGUACCGUUCUUCCCUCUCCAAUCCCUCGCGAGGCAAACUCGAUGUUUUCCCCGCGGACUGGCCAGAACUGGAAUGGUUGCCCAUCUCCGCUUUCCUGGGCUAUCAGCGCAAUAGACAAACCGAGGAUCCGAGAGAUGGGUAUAAUUACGCGACUGUGAACCCUGGGAUCAUCGCCCCCUGA
Messenger RNA from Bacidia gigantensis, 1455 nucleotides. RefSeq lists its product as uncharacterized. The transcript is spliced from 2 exons. Bases 1 to 1455 code for a protein of 484 amino acids. Gene Ontology annotation, molecular function: oxidoreductase activity, acting on CH-OH group of donors; flavin adenine dinucleotide binding. NCBI's taxonomy places the organism in Eukaryota, Fungi, Ascomycota, Lecanoromycetes, Lecanorales, Ramalinaceae. The record is from RefSeq and is a predicted model, not a curated record. Gene Ontology annotation, biological process: secondary metabolite biosynthetic process.